GGUGCACAGGCAGUCCGCAGCCCUCCUCAGUGGGAGAGAAGUUUUCACCAGGGGGAUUCUGUCCAAGAAUUAAAACACCUUCAUGUCGACUCUGUUGGAUACGAACCGGCCGAUGCUAUGGUUACCUUUAUUACGAUCUUACAGGUGAAUCUAGUGAUGUCCAUCCUGCUCUAUGUGAUGGUCCUCGUGUACCUCUAUGGUAUCCAGGCAACCACCAUGGAGAACAGUCGCCAGGGGCAACAGCAGCAGGAGCAGCAGCAGCCCAGUCCGGACCCUCUAAACUCCCUCAUCAUCCAACUGCUCCAAGCUGACCUGACCAGAGGCAAGACAAGGGGGAACCAGACCCAGCAGGGGAAAAGCAGGAACACGGACCAACGGGAAGCGCUGCCGCCUCUCCACAGUGCUAACCUGGUUCCGGACGAACGGGGGGACACAGAGCGGUGGGGCGAGGCGGGCCGCAGCGAAAGGAACGCCAGUGUGAACGAGGGGCAGGUGACAAUUUUGAGCUCGGACCUACUGAGCCAGCACAAGCGCUUUAAUUCCCCCCGGGUGCUGCUGAGCGAUCGGGCACCGCUGCAACCGCCGCCGAUGUACAUGGCGGACGACUUUCUAAGCGGCGGACCGGAGGGCCAAACUUCCGGAAACAAGACCCGGAAGAAGCGCUACACUGAACACAAGAGUUAUCGCGGGGAAUACUCCGUGUGCGACAGUGAGAGCCAGUGGGUGACUGAUAAAACUCAAGCCGUGGACACCAGGGGAACCCCCGUCACGGUUUUGGACAAAAUCAAAACCAGCGCCACACAGGAUAUUAAGCAAUAUUUUUACGAGACACGCUGCCGGACCCCGCGGCCCUUCAAGGGGGGGUGCAGGGGUAUUGACGACAAGAACUGGAACUCGCAAUGCAAGACGACACAGACUUACGUGCGAGCGCUAACGCAAGUUCGCAAUUCGGUAGGAUGGAGGUGGAUACGCAUCGAUACCUCCUGUGUUUGCGCGCUGUCCCGGAAACGUCACAGGACGUAAACCCCUACCCCUAAGCCCUCUCCGCGCAAACCCCAAACCCAGAAUUCUACAUUCCGUUUUUCCAGUUCACGGUGCUCUCCAGCACAGGAAUAUGCACUGUGUCGUGGCGAUAUCAAAUGACAUCUAUUGAAGAAAAUGUGGGUCCAUUUCAGUGAAUCACAUGCUGCAAUUUCAAAAUUCAAAUUCCGUGGCGCGGUGUCGCCGUUUCGGAAGAACUCCUCUGAGCCAGGGUGCGAAGGGGGAACUGUAUAUAUAAAUUAUUUAAAUUAUACAAAACGCAUGUAGCUCAUACAUGUUUGUCGAAAUACAAAUGGAAGAAUAUAUUUGUGUUAUUUAUUGAAAGAAGUCUGCUUCCAAAGAAAUGAAAAUGUGUACCAAAAAAAAAAAAAAAAAACAACAACAAAAAAAUAUGACAAUGGACUUAUGUCACGACUACAAGACCGAGCCGGGCUGCAAUGGUGCUUCACACUGAGACUUACAAUGUGCCUUGACCAGUGUGCAAGCAAAGCAAAGUGGGACAUUCACACACAAAACAGAUGGGGAAAAAGUUGCAAAACCUUCAGAAAAUUUUUUUAGACACUUGAUUGGGCACACAUUCGAGAUAUUAAAAAUUGGCCAAGUCGCAUUUACAAACACUUCAUUCUGUGAAGCUUGACACAAACCAAAUCCAGAAAUUGCUGUCAGUGAUGGUUACAAAAAAACAAAACACAAAGUUGUUCUUUUGUCUACACUGAUGACCCUUUCUCACAAAACUGGUGUCACAUGCAAUAUAUGUUUUUCCUUUAAAUAAAAUAUAUUUAAAAAAAAAAAAAAGCAAUGUUUGGAAAUAUUCCACGAGAAAUGCCAUGAUGUUGUAUCUUGGUUUACCACAGA
Molecule: messenger RNA, 1896 nt
Organism: Syngnathoides biaculeatus (alligator pipefish)
Lineage: Eukaryota; Metazoa; Chordata; Actinopteri; Syngnathiformes; Syngnathidae
Gene: ntf3
Product: neurotrophin 3
Exons: 2
Coding region: 118-1023 (301 amino acids)
Biological process (GO): nerve development; nerve growth factor signaling pathway; neuron projection morphogenesis
Molecular function (GO): growth factor activity; nerve growth factor receptor binding
Source: RefSeq, a predicted model, not a curated record